Molecule: messenger RNA, 621 nt
Organism: Nilaparvata lugens (brown planthopper)
Lineage: Eukaryota; Metazoa; Arthropoda; Insecta; Hemiptera; Delphacidae
Exons: 1
Coding region: 1-621 (206 amino acids)
Source: RefSeq, a predicted model, not a curated record
AUGUCUGGGCUGUUGGACGAGGCGUUAAAAAACAUAACCGAUCUUCAAAACGAAAAUAAGAAACUUAUUAAAAACUUUGCUAGUAUUGAAGCGGAUAAUGCAAAUUUGAAGACAAGAGUUUCAGUUCUUGAAAAUAAAAUAAAUGAGAUGGAACAAUAUUCUAGGCGUAUGAACAUUCAGAUCGAUGGUAUACCGGUUACACAGGGUGAAAAGGUGGACGAUAUCGUCGAGAAGUUGGGAAAUCUUUUAGAAGUUGCUUCUCCGAUUGAAAGUGUACUUUCUAUGCACCGUGUACCGUCAAUUAACGCUAAGAAGUGUCAACCAAUUAUUGUGCAGUUCUCAAACCCUAUGCAGAGAAGAAAGUGGCUGGAAGCAUACCGCAAAAAACGAGAUGUUACUUCUACGGAUCUCAACCCUGUCCUCCAACCAAAAACCAACAUCUAUAUCAACGAGCAUCUAACGAGGGAAAAUAAAACUUUGUUGGCGGCAACCAAAGCUGUGGCCAAGGAGCGAGGCUACCAGUUCGUAUGGGUGAUGCAAGCAAAAAUCUACGUUCGGAAGGAGCACAACAGCAAAGCAGUUAGAAUUUUUACUCAUGAUGGGUUACAAAAACUUGUUUAA